GAAACCAACCAAGCUGGACCAUCAUGGCCACUACAGCGCGGCAUGUAUGUCGCACACUGUUCCAGGUCAGCCGACAGAUACCUGUGAAAAGAAAAUGCCAGCCGCAACUUCUCGUACGGCAUCGACAAGCCACUUCCUUUAGACCCCUGUCAACGACCAUCUCACGGCAAGCGGACACUCCUCGUAACCGGCAAACUGACGACUCUGUCGAAGAUGAGUCCGACGAAAUCGAUCCGAGUGAAUACCUCACGCCCAGAAACAUGAUCACGGUCGCAGACUUUGGCCCAGAAGAACGUGCAGACUACGACAUGCUCUCCAAGGACAAGCAGGAAUCAUACCUCGCCCUACAGAAUCACUACGCCGCAGUGUUGGAGUCAGCCGAGGCCGAACGAGAAUACAGUGACACCAUAGACAAGAUUGACAGACAAAUCGAAAAAGAGAUGGAACCGCUCGAUUUUCCAGAAUACCAGAUCCCCUACAAGGAAGUGGGCUAUUGGGCGCACAGCGAAGAAGACGAAUUUGGUCAGGUAGAAGAAGAUGCUCCAUGGGAUGACUCUGCGAUCAGCUCUGUCGCCCACAGCGAGUUGGAGGUACAUCGCGAGCUUCGAGAGUAUACUCGGGUGAUCGCGUGGGACAUGCCACUACUCAAUCAAUACACUAAACCAUUUCAACCUCCAACGGAAGCCACCCCCUUACGAUUCCGGUAUACGACGUACAUGGGCGAAGUUCACCCAGCUGCGAAGAAAGUGGUCGUGCAAUUCUGCACGAAAGACUUGCCGAAUCUCUCAGAAGCGCAGCGAAUAAAACUGGUCAAACUCGUUGGACCGCGGUACAACCCUGAUACAGAUGUCGUCAAGAUGUCGUGUGAGAAGUUUGAAGCCCCUGCCCAGAACAAGCGGUAUCUAGGCGAUUUGGUGAACAAGUUGCUCGAGGAGGCAAGAGAUGGCAAAGACACAUUUGAAGACGUACCCCUAGACCUGCGGCAUCACAAGUCCAAGAAGCAUGUGGAAUUUCCGGAGGAGUGGAAGAUCAAGCCGGCUCGAGUGCAGGAGUUACUGAGUGCAAGGGAAAAUCAAAAAUUCCUGGAGUCUGCCGACGCAUCAACUCCUGACGGCCGGGAGACGGUGGAGAGCUAUGUACGAACAUUGAGUCAAAGUCGUUGGGGUCCAGCUGCGCAGAAGCAGAGGACACUGUAAAGAUUCGAUUGUAAAAACAUGAUCCUGUGAGGGAAAAUUCAAGAUUCUCAUUCAUUGAAAA
This is a messenger RNA of Exophiala xenobiotica, 1257 nucleotides long. RefSeq lists its product as uncharacterized. Gene Ontology annotation, molecular function: structural constituent of ribosome. The record is from RefSeq and is a predicted model, not a curated record. The transcript is spliced from 2 exons. Gene Ontology annotation, biological process: mitochondrial translation. Bases 24 to 1196 code for a protein of 390 amino acids. Gene Ontology annotation, cellular component: mitochondrial small ribosomal subunit. NCBI's taxonomy places the organism in Eukaryota, Fungi, Ascomycota, Eurotiomycetes, Chaetothyriales, Herpotrichiellaceae.